Messenger RNA from Arabis nemorensis, 864 nucleotides. The record is from the annotation of a GenBank genome assembly. NCBI's taxonomy places the organism in Eukaryota, Viridiplantae, Streptophyta, Magnoliopsida, Brassicales, Brassicaceae.
AUGGCCUCACCGAUUUUUGACGCUGAGUACUUGAAGGAGAUCAACAAAGCUCGCCGUGACCUCCGUUCUCUCAUCGCCAACAAGAACUGUGCUCCGAUCAUGCUCCGAUUGGCAUGGCACGAUGCUGGAACCUAUGAUGCACAAUCGAAGACUGGUGGACCUAAUGGCUCUAUUAGGAACGAAGAGGAGUACACUCAUGGUGCCAAUAGUGGUUUGAAAAUCGCUCUCGAUCUCUGUGAGGGCGUGAAGGCUAAACAUCCCAAAAUCACUUAUGCGGACCUUUACCAGCUUGCUGGUGUGGUAGCAGUGGAGGUUACUGGUGGACCUGACAUCAGCUUCGUACCUGGGAGAAAAGAUUCGAAUGUGUGCCCUAGGGAAGGACGACUUCCUGAUGCGAAAAAAGGUUUCCAACAUCUUAGAGAUGUCUUCUACCGAAUGGGACUAUCUGACAAGGAUAUUGUGGCACUCUCAGGAGGCCAUACGCUGGGAAGGGCUCAUCCAGAGAGGUCAGGCUUCGAUGGACCAUGGACCCAAGAGCCUCUGAAGUUUGAUAACUCCUACUUUGUGGAGCUNCUGAAAGGAGAAUCAGAGGGCCUGUUGAAACUUCCAACCGACAAGACAUUAUUGGAAGACCCCGAGUUCCGUCGUUAUGUUGAGCUUUAUGCAAAGGAUGAAGAUGCAUUCUUCAGAGACUACGCGGAAUCGCAUAAGAAACUCUCUGAACUCGGUUUCAACCCGAGCUCCUCGACGGCUAAAACGAUUGCGGACAGCACGAUUCUGGCACAAAGCGCGUUCGGGGUUGCGGUUGCUGCUGCGGUUGUGGCCUUGAGUUACUUUUACGAGAUUCGGAAGAAGAUGAAAUAA